Messenger RNA from Manihot esculenta (cassava), 689 nucleotides. RefSeq lists its product as uncharacterized. The record is from RefSeq and is a predicted model, not a curated record. Lineage: Eukaryota; Viridiplantae; Streptophyta; Magnoliopsida; Malpighiales; Euphorbiaceae. The coding region runs from base 104 to 514 and encodes 136 amino acids. The transcript has a single exon. Gene Ontology annotation, biological process: mRNA processing.
UCAAACUACGCCGUUAAGUUCAAAUCUCUCUCUCUCUCUCUCUGUGCGAUUUGGGUCUCUUAAAAUCGCUUGUUUCAGAUUUGACGGUGAACGCGAACCCCCCAUGGCCAGCCUAAUCAAUCAGGCAAAUAAAACGAUGCCAUCUCUAAGAAUCAUAGCAACAUCCAUCAAAACUCCGCUGCUAUUGGAUCCCGUCCUCCACGCGACCAAACCAGAGUUCAUAAACAACUCAGUUCCGCUCUGCGACUCCACUGCCUUUGAGAACAACCCAAUACCUCAAAACCCUACCAGAACCCCGCAGUUUUAUUACCCCAAUUUCCCAUUUGGGUAUUGCUUAAACCCCUUUUCCAUGAACAUGUCUUAUGAAUUGAAAGCUAUUGUGGGUGAUUCUACGGGAAACGAUACUGAUGAUGCGAGGACCGUGUGGGCUGAUAGUGUGAAGAAGAAGAGGAAGAAGAAGAUGAACAAGCACAAGUACAAGAAGCUCCGAAAGCGUCUCCGACGAAAGGCGUAAGAGACAUCUUGGUAAAAAUUCCAGGUCUUGCUGGUUCAUUGCCCUUGUUUCCAUAGUUUUUGAAUCAGAAUAUGAAUAUUCGCUUGGGCUACUAAUUUUUAGUAACCUGUGAGAUAGAGCAUCAUACACUCAUUUUAUUGAACGAAUUAAAUUGAAUUACUUGUUGUGGUGGAAA